Messenger RNA from Cryptomeria japonica (Japanese cedar), 1151 nucleotides. RefSeq lists its product as uncharacterized. Gene Ontology annotation, cellular component: mitochondrion. The coding region runs from base 275 to 667 and encodes 130 amino acids. NCBI's taxonomy places the organism in Eukaryota, Viridiplantae, Streptophyta, Pinopsida, Cupressales, Cupressaceae. Gene Ontology annotation, molecular function: structural constituent of ribosome. The record is from RefSeq and is a predicted model, not a curated record. The transcript is spliced from 3 exons.
AACUACUGAAGAUUUUUCACAAAACCCCCCACUCUAAAAUAUAAGCCACUCUAAAAUAUAAGCCCCCUCCAUCAGACCUCAACCCUCCAUCAGACCUCAACCUUUGUAGCCGCAAUCCAUUAGAUCACUGGUUAGACGAAACACAAUCCAUUAAAUCACUGGUUAUACAAAACACAAAAAUUAACAGACUAGAACUUAAUUACAAGCUUUGAUCGAGAAAUUCAGGUACACAUUCAAAGGAAAAGAAUUGUGUAGGUUUUGAGUGAUUGCAGUCAUGGAAAUCAGGGGGCCACUGAUGCGGGUAUUCAGUGUCAUGAGAAGGAGUUUAUGCUCCGCCGCUGCUGACGCAAGUGAAGUGGCCAAGGUUAAAACGAAGAGGAAGAAGAAGACAUUGUUUGAAGUUACCAAGUUUCUGCCCGAUUGGGGAAUUGGCUAUAAAUUCUUUAAAACCCACUGGGACCCCAAUGUUUACUACGAGCUCACUCGCAUCAACCUCUAUAAGGACGGCAUUCAUGGUAAGGCGUGGGGGAUUUUUCACAAGAAUGGUAUGCCAAAGCCAAAAGCCCCCCAGAAGAUUAGUGGUGUAAACAAACGUGUGUGGAGAUAUAUUAAUGAUAUGCGCAACAAAACUGCUGAGACCAAACAGAAGAAUGCAAUUGAGGCCUGAAUUCGUGUGAAAAAGAUUUUUACAUAUAGUUUUGAAGUCAAAAGGUGUUCCAUCUUGAGAUGAUCUAAAGAACUCAAUCUUUGCCAUUAUAGAGUUCAAGUCCUUGUUUCUAGUCAUGACAAAAUUUUGAGCAAAGAAGUAGAUUGAAGCAUAGAAGCUAAAUAUUGUACCAUUAUACAUGUACGAGAGUGGUGCUAAAUUGGCCCUUUUUCAUCUUUUUCCUUGCAAUUUUAUGUUGUAGAACUGUCAGGAUCUAGAUCUUUUAUAAACUUUUUGAAAUGUGAGAUCUGAGUAUAUCAUUAUGACUACGGUUAGUGAAAAUUUAUGCGAAUCUUUUAACUACAAACUGAAUGAUGGCAUAUCUCACGUCAUUCAAUAUUUUCUUUAUGCUUGAAUGGCAUAGAGAAGGAUGGUCAGCUCUCCUCAAUUUAACUGAAAUUUAUACUUUUUCUCAAGUCAAUCUUAUUAUUCGCUGUUUAAUUUA